GCGCGCUGUGGGCGCAGAGGUGUGUGCUGGGAGGCGGCGAGUCGGGCAUCUGCGACCUCUCUGGGUUCCGGCCCGGCGCUCCGUUAGAGGCUCAAAGCUAGAAUGAAGCAAUUGCCUGCUGCAACAGUCCGCCUCCUUUCCAGUUCUCAAAUAAUCAGCUCAGUGGUCAGCGUAGUGAAAGAGCUCAUUGAAAACUCUCUGGAUGCUGGUUCCACAAGUCUAGAGGUUAUAUUGGAGAACUAUGGAUUUGAUAAAAUCGAGGUGCGAGACAAUGGCGAGGGGAUUAAGGCCGUUGAUGCGCCUGUGAUGGCAGUGAAAUACUACACCUCCAAAAUAAACAGUCAUGAAGAUCUUGAAAAACUAACAACUUAUGGUUUUCGUGGAGAAGCUUUAGGGUCUAUUUGUUCUGUAGCUGAGGUUUUAAUUACAACAAAGACAUCUGCUGAUAAUUUUAGCACCCAGUAUGUUUUAGACAACAGUGGCCACAUAAUUUCUCAAAAACCUUCACAUCAUGGUCAAGGUACAACUGUAACUGUGUUCAAAUUAUUUAAGAAUCUGCCUGUAAGGAAGCAAUUUUACUCAACUGCUAAAAAAUGUAAAGAUGAAAUGAAAAAGAUCCUAGACCUGCUCAUGAGUUAUGCUGUACUGAAACCUGAAUUACGAAUCAUUUUAAUACAUAAUAAGUCAGUUGUUUGGCAUAAAACCAGAGUAUCAACUCAUAAGAUGGCGCUUACUUCUGUUCUCGGAAUUGCUACUAUGGAAAAUAUGGAAUCCUUUGAGUACCGUGUGGAUGAAUCUCAGAUUUAUCUCAGUGGAUUUCUUCCAAGGCAUGGUGCAGACCACUCUUUCACAUGUCUUUCGACACCAGAAAGAAGUUUCAUCUUUGUCAAUAGUAGACCGAUUCACCAAAAAGAUAUAUUAAAGUUAAUCCGACACUAUUACAAUGUGAAGUGCCUAAAGGAAUCUACUUAUAGUUAUCCUAUUUUCUUUUUGAAAAUUGAUGUCCCUGCUGCUGAUGUAGAUGUAAAUUUAACACCAGAUAAAAGUCAAGUAUUAUUACAGAACAAGGAAUCUCUUUUAAUUGCUGUUGAAAAUCUGAUGACGACUUGUUAUGGAUCACUACCUGGUACAAAUUCUUAUGAAAAUAAUACAACAGAUGUUUCCUCAGCUGACACGAUCAUUAGUAAAACCACAGAAACAGAUGUGCUUGUAAAUAAGAUAGAAUCAUCUGGAAAUAAUUCUUUGAAUGUUGAUCCUUCAGCCAUUCCUUUCCCAAAUGAUGUGCAUAAUGAUAAGUCUGGAAAAGUCACUGAUUGUUUAAAUCAGCAGACGCAUAUUGGUGGCCAUUGUGAUAAUCAACUUGGUUCUGAAGAUUCUAACACCGAUAAGAACAUUAGGAAUGCAUUUCAAGGAAUCCCAACAACCGAAGAGCAGAAUGACAAAGAGCUUUGUUUUAUAAGUUCUGUUAAACCUGCUCAAUCAGAAAAUAGCAGUAAACAUUUGAUAGACAAGAAAGGGGAAAAUGAGGAAGCCGUACUUCCUGACCAGUCUUUGGAAAUCUGUGCCGAUGAUUGGAGCAAGGGACAUGCAUUUAAAGACUCAAUGGGAGAAAACAUUGAACCUGUGAAAAUGUUAGUGCCUCAAACUUCAGCAUGUGAAGUAGAUAGUAAUAAUAGCCGUCAUUUAAGCCCUGAGCAAGCAAACCUCAGUGAAGGUUCUUGUUCUAAACAAUUAAAUGUGAUUGAUAACAAAUCUGGACAGCUUACAGCUUAUGAUUUAAUUAGCAAACGAAUAAUCAAGAAACCUCUGUCAGCAAGUGCCCUUUUUGUUCAAGAUCAUCGUGCUCAGUUUCUCAGAGAAAACCCUAAAACUAGUUUGGAAGAGGCAACAGUACAAAUUGAAGAACUGUGGAAGACAUUGAGUGAAGGGGAAAAGCUGAAAUACGAAGAGAAAGCUGCUAAAGAUUUGGAGCGAUACAAUAAGCAAAUCCACAAAGCCACUGAACAGGAGUCACAAGCACCAUUAAAAGAAGGCAAGAAAAAGAUCAAGCCGUCCAGUGUAUGGAAUUUGGCCCAGAAACAAAAGUUGAAGACUCUAUUAUCAAAUCAACCAAAACUGAAUGAACUCCUUCAGUCCCAAGCUGAAAAAAGAAAGAGCCAGAACAUUAAAAUAGUACACAUUUCCUUUUCUAUGGAAAACUUGAAAAAACAAAUUGAGAAAUGUAAGAAAUUUGACAGAAAAGAGAAAGGUGAACUUGGCUUUGCCCACCAUCUCAAAAGUCCUGAUGCUUGGGUUAUAACCUUCGAAACAGAGAUAAUGCUAUUAAAUCCAUACAGAGUGGAAGAAGCUUUGCUUUUCAAAAGACUUCUGGAGAAUCAUAAGCUUCCGGCAGAGCCACUGGAAAACCCAAUUUUAUUAACGGAGAGUCUUUUUAAUGGAUCUCAUUAUUUAGAAAUUUUACAUAAAAUGAGAACAGAUGACCAAAGAUUUGGAGUACCAACUUACCUCUCAGAUCCUCGUCUGACAGCAAAUGGUUUCAAAAUAAAAUUGAUUCCAGGAGCUUCCAUCACUGAAAACUACUUGGAAGUAGAAGGAAUGGCUAAUUGUCUCCCAUUCUAUGGAGUAAUGGACUUAAAAGAAAUUCUUAAUGCUAUAUUAAACAAUAAUGCAAAGGAAGUUUAUGAAUGUAGACCUCGCAAAGUUUUAAGUUAUCUAGAGGGAGAAGCAGUUCGUCUAGCUAGACAGCUACCCAUGCAUCUUUCAAAAGAUGAUAUCCAAGAUAUUAUCAACAGAAUGAAGCAACAAUUUGGAAAUGAAAUGAAAAAAUGUGUUCAUGGACGCCCAUUUUUUCAUCAUUUAACUCAUCUUCCAGAAUUACCAUGAUGAAAUGUUUAAGAAAAUCAUUAUUGAAAUGUAUUUGUUCAGAAAAUAAUGUUCCAUUUUUAAGCCAUCUUUGUACUAGCAUGUACUUAAUAAUUGGUUUUAUAAAUGAAAACUUAUUAA
Messenger RNA from Suncus etruscus (white-toothed pygmy shrew), 3003 nucleotides. RefSeq names its product PMS1 homolog 1, mismatch repair system component (gene PMS1). Lineage: Eukaryota; Metazoa; Chordata; Mammalia; Eulipotyphla; Soricidae. Gene Ontology annotation, molecular function: mismatched DNA binding; ATP binding; ATP-dependent DNA damage sensor activity. The transcript is spliced from 13 exons. The record is from RefSeq and is a predicted model, not a curated record. Gene Ontology annotation, cellular component: MutLalpha complex. Gene Ontology annotation, biological process: mismatch repair. The coding region runs from base 103 to 2883 and encodes 926 amino acids.